AUGAUGAAUCUAGAUGACUUAAAUUUUAAUAUAGAAACUGUGAAUUUGGACUCAGAGCUGGAAUUUGAGACUUUUGGUGGAAAAGCUAAUAUUGAAUCUCAGCCUUUAAAUAAUUCUGGUUAUUUAGGCAGAUUAAAUGAAUUUGAGCCAGGAGCUUCUAUAGAAGGUGAAAUAGGGCCAUUGCCUAUGGGUAAUCAGAAAAUCAAAGGAACAGAAAGUGAGGAUUUUAUUUCCAGACUCCUUGAUUGGUUUAAUCCCGCGAGUUGGCAGUUUCUCAAAGGUCACUUUGACGUUACCACUGAAGAAAUUAAGCAAAGAUUAAUUAACAUUUCAUUGGUGGCAUUUUCAAAAGAAAGUAUAUUGAAGAAUAUUAAUACAUUUGUUACAAAUGCAAAAAAUCCUGCAAUAAGUGGAAUCUCUGUUUUUCCUCAUAAAGGAGGGAAUGAUAUGUUUGAAAAUGGUUUUGAUCUUUUUUACUGCAAAAAUCUUGAUCAAAAUAGACGUAGUGAUCUUUAUGGACCUCUAUGGCUGAACAUAACUCUGGCUAUGCUAAUUGGUGCAUAUUCAACAAUUCUUCCUCACUUAAGAUCCAAGUACGUCUUAAACCCCGAUAUUACUCGUCUUACUUUAUCCUUCUCAUAUAUAUUUUCCAGCCUUGUUAUAACCUCUUCUAUUAUUUAUGGAAUUUUAAUAUAUAAUAGAGAGACACUUCCAAUUACUUUGAUUUUCACAAUAUAUGGUUAUAGUUCCUUGAUGUAUUUUCCGGGGAUCCUGCUUAUUAUUCUGUUUAACCAAAACAUCUUAAACUGGUUAUUUCUAAUUAUAUCGUCUCUUUUCAAUAUGAUUUUUCUUUAUAACUCUCUAUUCAUUAAUGGAAACAGAACUCAUACACACUCAAACGUAAUCUCUUGCAUAAUCAUCCCUAAUUUCCUCCACAUCAUUCUACUUAAAACUCUAUUCUUUUAG
Cryptosporidium ubiquitum is the source of this 966-nucleotide messenger RNA. RefSeq lists its product as uncharacterized. Gene Ontology annotation, cellular component: Golgi apparatus. The record is from RefSeq and is a predicted model, not a curated record. Gene Ontology annotation, biological process: vesicle-mediated transport. Gene Ontology annotation, molecular function: small GTPase binding. The transcript has a single exon. The coding region runs from base 1 to 966 and encodes 321 amino acids. Lineage: Eukaryota; Apicomplexa; Conoidasida; Eucoccidiorida; Cryptosporidiidae.